Messenger RNA from Galendromus occidentalis (western predatory mite), 888 nucleotides. Its product is annotated as dynein light chain 2, cytoplasmic. The transcript has 3 exons. The coding region runs from base 170 to 439 and encodes 89 amino acids. NCBI's taxonomy places the organism in Eukaryota, Metazoa, Arthropoda, Arachnida, Mesostigmata, Phytoseiidae. Gene Ontology annotation, biological process: microtubule-based process. The record is from RefSeq and is a predicted model, not a curated record. Gene Ontology annotation, molecular function: dynein intermediate chain binding. Gene Ontology annotation, cellular component: cytoplasmic dynein complex.
AAACGCUGCUGGAUCUGACGAGGGCUCGCUGGCUGGCUGCUCGGUUGGCGGUUGAAGUCGUCUUGGUUGUUCAUUCAUUGAGGAAUCGACUACAACUGAGGACCUUUGUUUCUGCCAGAACCUUUGAUCUUCAGGAUUGAGUUUACAGAACCCGCAUCGUUGACUCAAGAUGUCGGACCGCAAGGCUGUUAUCAAGAAUGCCGAUAUGUCGGAAGAAAUGCAACAAGACGCCGUGGACAUUGCUACGCAAGCCCUAGAGAAAUACAAUAUCGAGAAGGACAUCGCGGCCUUCAUCAAGAAGGAGUUCGACAAGAAAUACUCGCCAACUUGGCAUUGCAUUGUCGGCCGCAACUUUGGAAGCUACGUAACCCAUGAAACGAAGCACUUCAUCUACUUCUAUCUCGGCCAGGUGGCCAUCCUCCUGUUCAAGUCAGGUUAAUCCAAAUCCGCCUCCCUGCCUACAUUCGCACUGUCCGAUUCGAGCUCCCACUGAUGGCGAAAACGAAGAGAUAUCAUCCCCGGUCAGCUGUGCCGCAUCAUCUUCCUCGGCUGUUUCCAUCCCGUCAACCAUCGAGGAAUCAAGUUUCUGUUGGCCUUAUUGAUGGGUAUAAAUGAGAGCGGCGGUCACCGCAACCGAACCGAAAUUAAUUGUUCAAUCGACUCCCUGUCAUAAAAGCUUUAUUUUCAUCCGAGAGCGCCGCCGGCUCGAGUGACGACCGGAGCAGUGGUUGCCGCGCGGGUUACCAAGUUUUAUGUACAUAAUGAGUAUUACUGUCAUCAUGAGAAAUGUAAUGCUGCUGAAUCUCCUCAAACAAGCUUUUCCCCGAUCAGUGUUCGCAGUCAAUUGUAUGACCCACGUUAGGAUGCCAAUAAUCAUCUCUGAGACGU